Messenger RNA from Armigeres subalbatus, 1988 nucleotides. Its product is annotated as paired box protein 6 homolog. The coding region runs from base 240 to 911 and encodes 223 amino acids. Gene Ontology annotation, molecular function: DNA binding. Lineage: Eukaryota; Metazoa; Arthropoda; Insecta; Diptera; Culicidae. The transcript is spliced from 2 exons. The record is from RefSeq and is a predicted model, not a curated record.
GUUCAUACGCGAAUUUAUCAACGUCAAAGUUUUACACAGUUCAUAAUUAUUCUGCGUGUGUCAUAAUCAAAAUUCCUCAAAAAAUUGCUCAUUUGCCACUUCAUCAUAUUUCAAUCAACAUAAUUAUUUUUCUUCCAUCUCUGCUUUCUCCCAUUGCUGCCGGAUCGCGUCCACAACAACCGUCAUCGGUGCACACGUCACCGGAAUCGCCCGAUUAACACUGGAAAGACGUAAAGGAGAUGAAUAUCUCCGCGGGCGCAGCCAGCGUAGAUGGAGCUGGCGUGGUUUGGUUUUCAAACAGACGCGCCAAAUGGCGCCGGGAAGAAAAGCUACGCUCGCAAAAGCGAUUGAUCAAUCAAGUGGGAUCCAAUGGGUCCCAGCCGGGAAUGGCCUCAACGAUAUGCUCCCCAUCGGCAACGAAGAUCUACAACUCAGAGUAUGACAAUCCUUAUGCAGCAGCCGCCGCCGCAUCGCAGCCUACUUCGGACUGUUACAGUUCUAUAUCGAAUUCUGUUGGACUGAUGUCGGGGCAGCCGCCUCGAGACAACUAUCAAUACCUUCUUUCCGAUUCCCUGCACUCCCUUAGUAUGCCUUACUCCUUUCACCACCGCUUACCCUGCAGUUCGCCGUCCAGCGUUCAACCGAUGGAUCUCAACACUCAUUCAGCCGCUUCGGCGGCUGCUGCAGCUGCUGCGGCGUCCGCCUACAGUCAGUCGAUAAGCAUGACAGAUCUUUCGCAGAUGACCCCAUCAAGUGCGGCGGCGGCGGCUGCAGCUGGACUUCCGCCGCCGCCGCGUCAUCUACCGAUAAUAACAAGCGCAAUCACCCCGAAUCCGGGCUCGGCCAGUAAUGAGAUUGAACCGGCUGGUCCCGGAGCUGGCAGUGGGCACUACAUUACACGACUGGAAUAGUCUCUAAGUCAGCCGCUGCCGUUAACCCAUCAUCAUCACCACCACCACCAACAGCAGCAGCAGGCCCCUCCUCCUCCACCACCUUCCCAAUCUAGCAUCCAGCAGGCUCAGUCUUCGGUGGACCAUCAUCCGCUAGCGCCGAUAGAACUCACGAGUACCGCGCCACCACAGCAGCAACAGCCGCCUAGCGACAUGGAAGGAUGAGACUGAAGAUGAGAUCUAGAGGGUUGAGUUCUAAUGGCGGGUGAUUGAGCAUAAAUGGAUUAUUUUGAAAUCAAGUGAUUGGUCGCGGUAAAAAUCUUAAUUAAAGCAGCAGUUCUUGACUAAGGCUAGUAUCUAAUGAUCGCCAUUGUUUCAACGUGAGUGCUGAAAGAGUUACCUUCAAUGAUCCAUUAAUGUAUUAUUGAUGCCAUGCAGAGAGUAAUUCGCUGAUGCGAGAAUAAAAGAAUUGACCGCUCUUGGACGCUUGAUCGAUUCAUCGAAUUACUUCGAGCAACUAUUCUGUUCGCUAAAUCCUCCCAGAAAGCCCUCGACUGACGGUUGUUUCAUGAAAUGUGAUAUUGUAAUAUGUUAAUUAGCACACAUUUUAAUCAAAAUAAAAUGAAAGCAUAAUUAUUAUCGUAGCAGAUGUGUAGGUUUUCCGUCGGAUUUGAAAAAUCCGCACGACACAAUAUGUAGAAGCAUUCAAAAUGGUAUGGUUUUUAUGCGCAAGUUAUUAUAGCUAGACCCAAAAAAACAAUUAGCGAAAAUGGUUUUGAACAGAGGAAUUAAACGACAACUAGAGUUGUAGGACUAUUUAUAGGAACAUAUAGCGUGACAGGAUUCGACGAGAUGAAAGGAAGCGCAAGUGAUUUCCCGAUACAGCUGCAUCUGGUGAGCCUAAUGAACAAAGAAGUUAAAGCAGGCACAACAAAACGACAACCGAAAUAAUAUUCAAACCAAUGUGUAUGUACUUGUGUAAGAAUUUGUGAUCACCAAUUUAUUCCAUUGAAAACAUGAAAGGAAAAUGUGUUAAAUCUUAUAUGAUGGAUUGGGAUCUAACGGAAACGAAUUUUGACAAAUAAAUAUUUGCCCUCG